Molecule: messenger RNA, 1012 nt
Organism: Hyalella azteca
Lineage: Eukaryota; Metazoa; Arthropoda; Malacostraca; Amphipoda; Hyalellidae
Product: ferritin subunit
Exons: 6
Coding region: 151-807 (218 amino acids)
Biological process (GO): intracellular iron ion homeostasis; iron ion transport
Cellular component (GO): cytoplasm
Molecular function (GO): ferric iron binding; ferrous iron binding
Source: RefSeq, a predicted model, not a curated record
CAGAGAUCGGCCAGCACAACUCAGUUGCUAAUCAAGACUGGAGGUUGGUUAGUGUCACGCUUGGGAUUUAACUGUAUCUUGAAUCUUGCAAACACAGCGCACCUAUUCGUUUCAUUCGUCAUACGGAAGUGAGAAGGCUUCUUUGAAGUUAUGUUCCCCUCCCUGUUCAUGGCGGCGCUGGUCGCCACGAGUGUCACUGCCGUGUCUGAUCCAAGUUCGUUCAACUGCGACCCCCCGAGAUCGGCGCCCAGCUCAGUGUGCUACGUACCGGAUUGUACACGCAGGAUCGCUCACCACAUCCAGGAGGAGUUGAACGCUGCCUUCUCCUACCUCUACAUGGCCGCGCAUUUCGACGACGACCGCAUCGCCCGCCAUGGCCUGGCCAAGUUCCUGUACGAGUCCGCCAGCGAGGAGCGCCAGCACGCGAUCCUCAUGCUCGAGUACCUGAACAAGAGAGGCGUGCUCUUCAACGAGACGUACAACCUCAAAACCUCCGAUAAUGAGGUAUUUCUCCCAGCAUCAUGUAACGAAUAUCGUUCGUUGACAAUACCUAUCAAGACUAUUAAAUUUUUGUCCCAACAUCAGGUUACGAACAGCAUUUAUAAGAUCGUGGAGGCCUGUGGCCUGGACUUCCACGCUGCAGACGUGUUCACGGAUCCCAUUUUGGACGAGCAGCACGAAGGCAUCCGCAAAUUGCAGGGCGCGAUACGCACCUUCAAGGAUAUGACGGACGGACACACACACACCUCCGCCGGGGCGAUGGCUGAGUUUAUGUUCGACCAGAAAAUUCUCGCCAAUGGUCUUUGAGUUUGGUCAUUUCAUUUGGUUGAGAGGUCAUUUCUAAACCUGAGACAGGUUUUUUCGAAAAUAAUUUGUAUCCAUGGCAACUUCGGUUGUUUGGCUUAUUUCAAAAGUAGAAUAUGAUCAUCACAUCACAAACCAUUCUCGAAUUUAUUUCGUUCUUUAAAUUUUCAGGUGAUUUUCUGCAAUUUAAUCAGUUUCAUUUUUAAUU